This is a messenger RNA of Penicillium arizonense, 1098 nucleotides long. RefSeq lists its product as uncharacterized. NCBI's taxonomy places the organism in Eukaryota, Fungi, Ascomycota, Eurotiomycetes, Eurotiales, Aspergillaceae. The coding region runs from base 1 to 1098 and encodes 365 amino acids. Gene Ontology annotation, cellular component: plasma membrane. Gene Ontology annotation, molecular function: G protein-coupled receptor activity. Gene Ontology annotation, biological process: adenylate cyclase-activating G protein-coupled receptor signaling pathway; cell surface receptor signaling pathway. The record is from RefSeq and is a predicted model, not a curated record. The transcript has 5 exons.
AUGGCUCCCGCGCCCUCGCAGCGACAGCUCGCCGCUAUCUCAGUCACAGAGCGCGUUUGCUCUGCUGUUUCGCUGAUUGGCACAUCUAUUAUCAUAGCUAGUUUCAUCGGCUCGCGCUCAUUUCGGAAGCCGAUCAACCGCCUCGUGUUUUAUGCAUCUUGGGGAAAUAUGAUGGCUAAUAUAGCAACGUUGAUUUCGCAAUCGGGGAUCCACGCUGGCUCUGGGAGCUCCUUGUGCCAGGUCCAGGCUUUUUUGAUUCAGUGGUUCAUGCCCGCUGACGCUUUGUGGGCCUUUGCCAUGGCGUGCAAUGUCUACUUAACAUUCUUCCACAAGUAUAACUCAGAGCAACUGCGCCAGAUCGAGUGGAAGUAUGUCGUGUGUUGUUACGGCUUGCCCUUUAUCCCAUCCUUCAUAUACUUCUUCAUCCAGACCCAGGCCCGGGGCCGGGUCUACGGCUCCGCAAUUCUCUGGUGCUGGGUCGCAUUGCCCUGGGACUACCUCCGCAUCGCCGUAUUCUAUGGCCCUGUGUGGUUUGUCAUCUCCCUCACCUUCGCCAUCUACCUGCGCGCCGGGUCCGUCAUCUACCAGAAACACCGCGAGCUGCGCAACCUCUGCGGUAUCGAGUCCUUCGGCUCUGACAACCAGCCUGAUGCCCCGCUUAUCAUACCCGCCGGCAUCCAGGUCACCAGCGAAAUCGCCUGCUUUGCGCCAGUGCACCGGCCCCUGUCGGCUAGUGACGUCCCCACCCGCAACUUCACGGCCUCCUCGUUUAGCCCGUACUCCGUCAGGAUCGAUGGUGGCCCGAUCGAUCCCUUCAGCAUGCUGCAGAACUUAGAGGAAAGCUCCGCGCCUAUCCAGGGCCCGAGUCACCCCCGGCCCGACCCACGUCCGCUCGGUAACGAGUUGUCUCUCAAAUCGGCGCAGCACGAGUGCGGCGACUCGUAUGCGCAGCGGCGGAAGGCGAUAGAGGCGAGCUCUGCGGCGUGGGUGUAUACGAAAUACGCGAUGCUAUUCUUCAUCGCGCUGCUUGUGACGUGGGUUCCCUCGACGGUCAACCGAGUAUACGCGCUCGCUCGCCCCGACGACUUCUCAGUCUAG